This is a messenger RNA of Penicillium oxalicum, 2019 nucleotides long. Its product is annotated as transcription factor domain-containing protein. Lineage: Eukaryota; Fungi; Ascomycota; Eurotiomycetes; Eurotiales; Aspergillaceae. Gene Ontology annotation, biological process: DNA-templated transcription. The transcript has 8 exons. Gene Ontology annotation, molecular function: zinc ion binding; DNA binding. The record is from RefSeq and is a predicted model, not a curated record. The coding region runs from base 1 to 2019 and encodes 672 amino acids.
AUGGCCGAAGAAGUUCUGCGCGCGUGCGCCAACUGCGUGGAUGCAGGCGUAGAGUGUCUACGAAUUCGCCCUGAGCGGCCAAGCCGGCCUCAGAAGCCAACUAUUAUCUCCUCGUUGGGCGAGCGGCUUCUAAGAUUGGAGAAAGCAGUCACGACACCACAGAAGUACAAUCUCUCCGCUCUUGCUCACAAACUCAGUCCAAAUUGGGAGAGUCGACAAUGUGACUUGGAAGACUUCCCAUGCAAAAAAAGGAAGUACGAGCACGGUACCCCCGGCAAGGGGAUGUCAAAGUCACCUCCCAGUCAGAACUCUGGUGUGACAUCCGACGAGUCCACUCACCAUGCUGAACAAGCCCGGGUCAUCAUCCAGACCGAACUCGACGGGAAUGGGGGGUUCAAUCGCGAGCGCCAAGCGAUUCUCAAGUCGGCGCUGGAAGUUGUAAAUUCCCUCGCUCAGAGGAAUGAUUCGAUCUCUGAAGAGGCUUUGAGCCUCGGUGGGCCGUGUGAAGUCUACGAUGAUAUACCAAGAUCGUGCGAGCCAUCACAGGAGCUGUUAUUCAUGCUCCUAAGAGAAUACGGCGAUUCAACCGAAUUCUCGAAGAACCUGGAUUGGCCGGAUCAUAUUUCGGGCAAAACGCUCAAAAGGAUCGUCAGCAGAUUCCUCAGCGGAAAUCUCCGAGGACAAGAGUUCUACCAGUACUCGAUCUGCGUACACGUAAGGGCUAUUCUCCACACAAUGCAUAUGUCCAGAGUCUAUCAAGAUCCGGUCAUCAACGAGCAUCUCCUUCAGUCAAAAAGAGGAUACACUGCUUCCGCAAUGGAAGCACUUCGGCAUCUAAACUUCCUGAAUGGCCCAAGUCUUUCAUUCAUCCAAGCAUUGAUUUCAGCGACCUUUUUAAUGGUCCUAUCAGGAAACAUGAAUCAAGCGUGGGUGUUGAACUCCUUCGCCGCUCGCUUGAUAUCUGCGUUGAACUACCACGAUACGCGCACGCAGAAGUCUGGCAUGGACCCUGACCGGUACGAGGAGAUCAACAGCUCUGUUUACUGGUGUUUUUAUCUCGAUCGAACACUCAGUUGCCUCCUUCAUCGAACCCUGUCCUUGCCUGAGCUGGAUACCUCCGCAGGCGAUCGCGUUGCUGAAGAUGGCCCAAAUGCACACAUGCCGUUGAUCCGCGUCUUGGUCGAUCUCGCACAAAUUCAAGGCGAACUUUUAGUUUGUAGCAAGAUGUCUGACACACGACAAAUAAUCAGUCACCACACGAGACUUCAAGACAACAUGGCAGUCAUAUAUUCGAGCUUGCAAUCGAGUCGAAAUACCGCCCCCGACUUGAUCAGCCGUGACUGGAUUGCGGUAGAAUUCUCCUAUUAUGCAAUUCUUGUCGAGAUCCUUCGGUCCAGAUUGCGAUAUGUCUUCUCGCCAUUAUCACACAAAGAAUGCUUGUCCUAUUCACGAAAGGCAUUGAAGACCAUGCAUUACCUACUAAAGAAUCUUGCCAACAGUCCGGGCUUCUUGGAUCCCUUCCCUACGUGGUUGACAUGGACACUCCUUCUCUAUCCCCUCAGUCCCUUUUUCGUGCUCUUCUGCAACAUCAUUGGCGAAGUCAACACCGAGGACUAUCAGCUCAUCCAAAAUAUUAACCAAAGCCUAUCUCAAUUUACCUCAAGCCCAUACAUCGCAGAACUAUACAAUCUUCUGGAAACACUCCAAAAUCUAUGCACACCCUUGAUCCAGACCAAACAAAGCCUCGGUCCACAAGUCAAGAUUGCUCCUUGGUACCCCGUCACCAAUGGGGAUCGGGAAAUGCCCAUCACAACAGCCAGCAGCGCUGAAGCCUCGUUACCCCAAGAUUCCUGUCCGGAUGCUUCUUCGCAGUCGUUUCUUUCAAAUCGGCUACUGGCCUCCAGUACUGAACUGCAACCUGUCACUGACGACCUCAUGUGGCACCUUUUCAAUAGCCAGCCCUCUCUGCAGUGGGGAGACCCAAACAUCAUAUCUCAAGACCCUACUGCCAACUUUUGA